This is a messenger RNA of Strongylocentrotus purpuratus (purple sea urchin), 3875 nucleotides long. RefSeq lists its product as uncharacterized. Gene Ontology annotation, molecular function: 3',5'-cyclic-AMP phosphodiesterase activity. The transcript has 15 exons. Lineage: Eukaryota; Metazoa; Echinodermata; Echinoidea; Camarodonta; Strongylocentrotidae. Bases 859 to 3810 code for a protein of 983 amino acids. The record is from RefSeq and is a predicted model, not a curated record.
AAAAGGUCUGUUCUGCAUAUGAUUAUUUGUUUGUUUUGACUUAGCAUUGCCGUUAACAAUAGUGCUGGUAGCCUGGGAAGUGCAUGUAGGUCACAGCAUUCACACUUCGGAGAAAUCAUUGAAGUUUUUAUUAUUUGACGUACAUGAAGUUAGCGCAAGAGGAACCCUCAUAUUUCUCCUAUUUACCUGUAGCAGUCAAGGAUCCUUAACAGAGUAUUAGAAUUCUGGUGCAAAUAUUAUUCCACCGACAUUUCUUGUCAUUUUGUAGUGAGCUGUGGUCUCAGCUAGACAGAAAUUUGAUGAGUUGACCCUCAACAUUUCUGACCAGAAUGCAGAGUUCUUCCUCUUUUUUUCUUGGAUUACACCUAAAAUGAUAAUUAAUCAACAUUCCUCCAUUGGACAUUUCCGGAAGGUUUUAGCGUGAAACGUUGGCUCAAGAAAGAUUGAUUUGUCCAUUGCUUUGAUUCAUUGAUGUAUCAAAAGUAAAAUCUUGUGAUUAUCGUUUUAAGACCUGGUAUCGAUCACUUGAUUGAGUUCUAAUUACUCUAAUGGAAGCGACGGAAUCCCCUAUCUGAGUUGAAGCCGCAGACAAGAGCGUUUACAACCUUUCUAUUUCCUCUUUCGCAACGAGAUUGGUUUCUUCUCAUUUAGACAGACUGGUAGGAAUCCCAAGGAGUGAGUGAGCGUAUGGUGAUUAUUACAUGCCGAGACUUUGGAGGAACUAAACUGAAAGUGUUGAUUGGGUACCGGUAGGGAUUUUAGGGGGAGUUACACAGUAAGCGCAAGGGAUGGUGAAAGAGUAGCCUACCGACUGAAUGGUGAUAGUCAAGUUCUUCCAGACGAGAGUCCGAGACCCUCAUGGGUACAUGCAUCAUUCCUCGGAGAGGUGGGAUAUCUUUUGACCGUGCGGAUAAGACAGCUCUUUAUGUUCGAAUGCUUGGUGAUGUGAUAGUUCACGGCAAACUGGUGACAACGGAACCUAUACCGUUUCCCCGGGUCCCCGAAAAUGUAUAUAAGGCACCAGAGAUUUUGCCCUGCAACAAGAUUCGGCGGACCAGCCUACAGACGCCCACGGUGGCGGCCAUUGAACCCUCCCCGCCAUCAACGUCAGCUUCGCAGGCGAAGCAGGCGAAGAAUGAUGACGGUAGCGACGACCAGGCGAAGUUGUCUACCGUCCAACAGCGCACACACCCUACAGUACUCCUCGAUGCUGCCUAUCACGGAAAUGCACAUCACAUGCUUCAGAAGAUCGGGCACUGGGACUUCAAUAUUUUCAAGUUUGAUGAAAUGUCCAAAGGCCACUCAUUAAAGAUGGUUCUCUUUCAUUUGUUUGAGCAAUACGGCCUGACCAGACACUUCAAGCUGGACGGCUGUAAGCUCAUGAAGAGUUUUGAAUUGAUUGAGGAAGCAUACUACAAUAAAAGCAAGAACCCGUACCACAAUUCUAUGCAUGCAGCAGAUGUUUGCCAAGCUAUGCACUGCUAUCUACAGGAAGAGAAGUUGCGAGAAGCCUUGAAACCAAUAGAGAUCAUGGGGGCGCUGUUAGGGUCAGCCAUGCAUGACCUAGAUCAUCCUGGCGUAAAUCAGAAGUACCUCAUCAACUCCAAACACCAUCUCGCUGAGCUCUACCAGAAUUCCUCAAUUCUUGAGAACCAUCACUGGCGGGUGGGCAUCUCAGUUCUCACAGAAACAGGCCUUCUAGACCAUCUACCCCCUGAACAAUGGAAAAUGUUUGUGGAUCAUAUACGAUCGCUUAUCCUGGCGACUGAUAUUGCCAGGCAACAAGAGUUCCUUUCUGAAUUUCAGAAUAUACUAGAAAGGAGUGACCUGAAUCUUAAGAGUCAUGAAACUAGGAAAUUUAUCUUACAAAUUGCUCUGAAGUGUGCUGAUAUCUGUAACCCCUGCCGACCAUGGCAGAUCACUGAGAAGUGGGGCAAUGUGGUGUCCGAAGAGUUCUUCAGACAAGGUGACAGAGAAAAGGCUGAUGACCUGCCAAUCUCCAUGAACUGCAAUCGACACACAACAACAAUUCCACAGAUACAAUGCGGGUUCAUAGGCUUUGUGGUUGAGCCUCUGUUCAAGAAUUGGGCUCGCUUCAUGCCCUCGGCCCUCUCCCAGUCAAUGCUUCAUAACAUGAGGGAGAACAAGAAGGUUUGGACGGGAAAGAGAGAGAAAGAGCAGGCAGCUAGCUCAGCCCAAGCCACAGCCCAAGUCCCAGCCCAAGCCACAGCCAAACCAAACAGUGCAAUUCAAAGUUCCUUGAGUGAGACGAAGAACUGUCAAGCAGAAGAGAAGGUAACGGAAAGCUCGGUGAAGAGCGCAGAUCUUAGAGAACCUGAGCCCAAGACCUUGAAGCUCAGUCCGGCAGCAGAGGAGAAAGUAACAAGUAAAGCAAUGGAGAGUGGGAAUGUAUCACUCACUGGGAAACACAAACAUAGUGCAAUGCGGGAACCUCGUCACAUGGUCCAGGUGCAUGCGCAUCAGGGACAAGAACGCCCUCACUCUGCAGUGCUUUCACCACCAACGCAUCGUGCUCUGAACGUGCACAGAGCGGUCGAUGUGACGCUAUCAGACUCAAACACAAUGGGUGUUCAUUCUCACAGCGCAGACAAUCUACGUAGUGCCAGCUCGACCACCGCUGUCUCGAUGCAUUCAGCGUUGGAGGCGAAGCAGAGAGACAUUAGGUCACCUAAGGUCAACAAGCGUGUCAAAAGUGCAACGGAGAACAUGCUGCAACCUUUUAGUUUACGACUGUCACGCUCUCCGAACACGUUAAGAAAGGAGCUACACUUUGAAGACCCAUGGAAAAAGAUUGAAAAGUCACCAAAAAGCCCCGUACAAAGCCCGCCACCGUGCAUCGAAUCGCCUUUACUCCAACGUGCCAGUCACCCCCUCAAAAUUAGCCACACAUCGCCGGGAUUAUCGGACAGUAGUGUACGCAAUGUGGACACUCAUGGCAAUAACGCAAUAACAAAGCCAGGACACGGCUUCAACAACAACCUGGAUUUCUCUAUGCCUGUGGAUGUGAGAUCCACAUCGCUUCAUCAUAACAUGUCGCACAACAAGCAGCACGACGGCUCUGAGCCUCUAUACUGGCAGGAGAGAGGUCUGCUCAUGUACUCUGAACAGAAUAGCGUUCCUCAAGGCAACUCCAAGCACUUUAUGAAAGCUGCUACGUCGCCCUCUAGCUCGCACCGCCACACCACCAGCAGCAGCAGCAUGUUAGAACAUAGAACUAAAGCCACACCCUCAAGUCUCUUGGUGAGACCUACGGAAGGGAGAGGGGCUUCCCCCUCGCUGACCCCUUCCACUUCACAGCAUGCUAGGAUAGAAGGGUAUUCAUCAUCUCUCUUGGUACCUAGUGAUUCAUCAGGGAAGGAUAGACCGAGGGAGAAAGGAUCACCAUUCAUCAGGAAACGCAUUGUGGAGAAUAAAAGAAAGAAAGACUUGCAAGUGCCAGUAAUCAGUUCUGGGAGUCUAUCACCACGGGUGCCGCCGAGAGGCAUGCUGAACAUCUACGCUCCUACAUCACCUCCCGCGGACCACACCCCUACGUCCCCAUCGGCCUACUCCGUACCCUCCGCCCUGAGCCCCCUACUCCAGGACUUCACCAGUAAUCAACUAGCCUCCAUCGCCCGCCGCAGGCAACACAUGCAGGAGGGGGACCAACCCUCCCCCUCCUCCUCCACCGCCUCCAUGGGCAUCGCCCCUCUUGGGGACCGGAGUCCACGGCUGCAGCGCCACAGGGGGGAGCCCAAGUCGGGUCAGAGCACUAGCAGCACCCAUGACAGUACCGACCUCUCCAGGUGAUCGCUGAUGAUUGGUAGAGAGCGCCGACACCCCCCCCCCCCCCCCCCCACUCUUCAUUUAUUUUA